Lytechinus pictus (painted urchin) is the source of this 1383-nucleotide messenger RNA. RefSeq names its product NADH dehydrogenase [ubiquinone] 1 alpha subcomplex subunit 13-like. The record is from RefSeq and is a predicted model, not a curated record. The transcript is spliced from 3 exons. Lineage: Eukaryota; Metazoa; Echinodermata; Echinoidea; Temnopleuroida; Toxopneustidae. The coding region runs from base 41 to 379 and encodes 112 amino acids.
UGGCUUUAGAAAUCCACAUUUUGUCUUUGUAGGAUACACAAUGUUUGCUGGUAUGGCUGGAAUUAUGACCUUUGGCUUUGUUACCUUGGCAAUGAGCAAUAAACAAAGGAGGAAAUGGAUCCAAGAGGAUCGUGAAUCCAAGAUAGCAAUAAUGCCUCUUAUUUGGGCAGAAAAGGACAGAGAGAUGCUUCUGAGGCUACAAUACAACAGGGAACAGGAGGCUGAGAUCAUGAAGGAUGUCCCAGGCUGGACCAUCGGUGAAGGUGUCUUCAACUCCAAGAGAUGGUACGAACCAGGUCUUCUAGACCUCUACUACCUAGAACCCUCCAAGGAAAGGAACAAGAAAGUCUUUGGCUUCAACACUUUCACAGGAACAUAAAUGAAUAGUUGUGUGCUCUAAAGGGGACCAAUCACUGAAUAUUAUUUUGUUAUCCUGUGGUGGCUUGAUGUAGAUCACCAAAACUUGUACCCCUUCAAAUUUGUCAAUACCCCAAAUGGUAUAUUUCUGAUGUUAAUAUAUUAGAAGCAAGAUUUUAACAACUGAUUUUGUAUCUUGAUACAACCCAAGAUAAGCAAACUAAUUACUGCAGUGUUCUUACAUUGUUUAUUGUUUAUCUUUGGACAGAAUUUAUCUUUCUGUUUCGGAGUUACAAGAAUUGUUUUGUCUCAGUUUCUGCUUUUGUAGACAAAUCAAACGGGGGAACAAAGCAAAAUAGCCGUGAGUGGUUGGUCCCCCUUGAGAAAAUAGUUAAUUAGAUUUUAGAGUUAUACUGCAUUCGGGAUCUACGAAACUAAUUUUGUUCUGGGAUGCAGAUGUAGGCUUGAUUGAUAUGGCUAUUGAGCAUCCAACAAAUUUCACCCAAAUUUAAAUGAGCUCAAGAAAAUAUGGUGUUGUCAUGGUUUCUGCUACAUGGACUUUGUGGCCCAAAUUCACAAAAGUAGAACACCAUGCUCGUGUGAGCACUGAAUAUGAUCCAAUUUACAAAUCACAGGCAGGCCCUUUGUCAAUGUGCGCUUGUUUGUGUCCCCUCCCAUUCCGUACCACUUGUGAAUUUGGACCUAUAUCGUAUUUACUCAUCAUUAAAAUAUAUGGGAGAUGAAUAUAUCAUGUACAAGAAGUUGAUGCUUGUAGAUGUAUUCAACAGUCUACCAGGGCGCGGUGUCACAAAUCUGAGUGAUUGAUCUUGAUUGUUCAUAAUGUAUAAUGCAUUCAUUCGUAAUGAUCAAUCCUAAGAUCAGUCUUAAAGCUUUGUGUGACAGUGCUCAGAAGAACACAGUUGUGUCGUGUUGUAUUCUUAUUGGAAUACCAAUGUAUGUCCUGCUACUGAUGCAGUAUUUUGUGUACAUAAAAAUAUUGAUUGAAAUACAUACAUAAUUGAUGAA